CAGAAAGCUGCGUGUUGGAAUGUCAGGGUAUCUGUAUGGGUCAGACAGUGUGUAGGGCACUUCCUGGAGGUGUUGUUUUUUUUUCUUCCUCUAAAGCAAAUCUUUGACAAAGCCUGAGUGUUUUUAUCGGCUGUCAGAGAUAACACAAGGCAGGUCUCAGGAAAAGGAUAGUGGAGCAUUGCUUUGUAAGCAGAAUGAUUCAUACACUUGCUUUGAACAAGAGCAAACAGGUUCAACGGGCAGUGCCAGUGAUAAAAUGAGCUUCCUAUAGGUGUUAAUCCCAGUUCUGAGGAUGGUUCCCCUGCAAUAGCCAGCUUCCUGCCCUCAGCUCCCCCCAAACCCCGCAUUCCUGUGGCCGACACACCUCCCCCUGCUUCUCUCGUUCCUUGCUACGCUCCUGCCGUCCAUUCUGCUGCCGGUUCCCGGUCGCCCGGAAAUAAGUGAGUGCCAGGCGGGGCCACCUGGAGCGCCCUGCUGCCUCUCCCCCUCCUGCUGCUGGUUCUCCUGAAAACCGCAGGAAUGCGGCUCCGUGGAGACCCUGCUGCAGUGCUGAGUGAGGCUGAGUGUGUCAGCGGGUUCACGUGGCUGAGAGGCAGAGCGGUCAUACUGCUGUCAUCUUCCUAAGGAAAUGCCCCAAAACCCACGAGGAGUUUUGCGUUAUGAGAAUGUUGUCACCCAAAUCCAAACUGAAUUGUUUCUUGCAUCCCGGAAAUCAAUCUAUCAGGAAAUAGAGGAAAAAAACGAGGCCAGAGGCACAUGGCUGUCAGCUCCUGCAGGCAGCUUGGGGUCAUGAGCAGGCUGUGCCCGGCACCCCGACACCCUCCUGCCCACCGAGGGUCCAAGGCCGUGUGAGGACCUUCAGCAGCCCCCUGAGCGGGCACAGGAUGCGUUUCUGCUUUGAAAAUCCGCUUCCCUGACCAAAACAGACGGCAAGAAACCCCCAGGGCUCCCUGCACCUCGACAGCGGGGGGCACGGGGGAGCAGCGCACCUGGGGGCGGGUCCUAUCGGGGCGGGGCCCGGAGCACCUGCGGGGCGGGGUCUGCCGGGCUCACCUGCCCGUGGCCCCGCGGCGGGGCUGCGCCGUGCGGAGGUUGCGGCAUCAUGGCCCGCUUGCUGGGCACCCUGCGCGGCUCGCAGCCCGUGGCGCGUUUCCAGCGCUGCUGCGGGCUGUUCCCCGCCGGAGAGGAGGGAGGCGGCGACCACCCCGCCGAUGGGGUCCGGCAUCGCGUGGUCUGUAACGGAGGCGGAGCGGGAGGGCAGCUCCGUCCGGGAGCGCCCAACGGAGUGCGGGGCGGCCGAGGCCCGCAGGGCUGUGUACAGAAGUAUGUUGUGAAGAACUACUUCUACUAUUACUUAUUCAGGUUUUCAGCUGCUUUGGGCGAAGAGAUCUUCUACAUCACCUUCCUCCCAUUUAUCUACUGGAACAUUGAUCACUCCGUGUCUAGAAGGAUGAUAAUCGUUUGGUCUAUUGUGAUGUACAUAGGGCAGGUCUCCAAGGACAUCCUCAAGUGGCCGCGGCCCCUCUCGCCACCUGUUGUGAAGCUGGAGAUGAGGACGGAUGCAGAGUACGGGAUGCCUUCCACCCACGCCAUGGCAGCUACUGCCAUCUCCUUCUCCUUUUUCAUCACAACCAUGAACCAGUACAAGUACCCGUUUGAGCUCGGCCUGAUGGCAGCGUUCGUGUUCUCCACGCUGGUGUGUCUCAGCAGGCUGUACACGGGGAUGCACACGGUGCUGGAUGUGAUCGGUGGGGCACUGAUCUCAGCAGUGCUGCUGGUGCUCCUGUACCCUGUGUGGGACAGCAUCGACCACGUGCUGCUGACCAGCCCCUUCUGCCCACUGCUGUCCAUCGCUGUGCCCCUCCUGCUGUGCUACAACUACCCCAAGCUGGACUACUACAGCCCCACCCGUGGGGACACCACCACCAUCCUCGGGGCUGGAGCUGGAGCAACUGUGGGCUUUUGGUUGAACAACCAGUACGUGGCACCUGCCUAUGUGGGCAGCAACAUGGGAUUUCCUCUCAUCACCGGUACCACGGUGAUACUCAUGCUGGCCAGGUUCUUUGUAGGGCUCCUCAUUAUCCUAAUGACACGACAGCUGAUGAAGAAUGUGGUCCUGCGUGUGCUGUGCUACUGCUAUACAUUCCCCAUUGCUGACCUGAAUGCCCGGAGGAGGCUGGAAGUAGAAGUGCCGUAUAAAUUUGUGACGUACUCAUCAGUGGGCUUCACUGCUACCGUCAUUGUGCCACUGCUGCAUGAGCUGUUGGGGCUGAUUUGAGCCUGGCUCCUUGGCAAGUAGCUCACGGUGCUGCCAUUUCAGAGAGAAGCUGUUCAAGGCUUGGACUUGAUCAUAGAGGGUUUGUUGCCUUUCUGCACUGGUAAAACACCCAGUUCUGAAAACUGGGGAGGACUCUCUGUACCCCAAUAACUUUGAGUUAGAUAUCAUCGAUCCCAUUGAUACUGCAUCCCAUAAAGUAGUGACCCGUGGCUGAGCAUGGUGAGCACAGCAUGAAGCCACAUCCCUGCAAGUGAGCAGUGCUAUGAGCACACACACACACACACAAAACAAAAUCCAACCCCACGGAGUGAUUUCUAACUAAUCUCUCUCUAAUCCUAACCCAAAAGAUCCUUUCCCUGUACAUUGGAGCAAAGUGGUGGCAGUGAUGAAGCUCAUGGUGGUGCUUCUGGAGCCCGGCUCUGUGUCCGUGCAGGGACUGGGUGCAGACAGCCCCUGCAGUGCCCUGGGGUGAAGGGCAACGCUGAGCUGCCACAUCACUGUUGAUCUUUUGCACAUCUUGGGGUACUGUACAGAGUUGUAGAAUAGCAUUAGCAGUGUCCAUAGACAUGCCAUCGCUCUGCUGCUCAGGCUGUGUAUUUAAAAUAGUGCGUACUUGCCUUAGGACCAACGAGCUGUAUAAGAAAUACAGUGGUGAGUGUGGUCUGCUGGGCUGGGAGAACAUAGUGCUGCGCCACAGAGCUCGGGAUGGCCCUGUGUGCCUUCCCUGCCUGCGCAGUGUGAGCUUUAGCUGUGCACCUUCGUGCUCAGGGCUGCAAGGUUGACUUGGAUGUAAGGGAGGUGCUUUGCCAUCCGUUGGCUGCCUGUACACACACAGCUGAGCCCCAACACCAAGCUGGGAGCUCUGACUGACCAGCUGGGGCACUUGAAAGAGCUGCGUGAUCUCAGACACAGUCAGUGAGCUGCAGAAGGAACGCGGGCAGAAACGUUACCCAUUUGUAGGUUUGCCUGGGCUGCGGUUAAACUGUUUUAAAUUAAAGCGUGUGGACACAUCUGUCUUCACAUGUGCACGCAAAGAACUUGGAUGGAUUUCCUCCCACACUGCUGUGGUGGGCGUGGGGUUUCGGCCACCAAAGCUGCUGUGUCUCCACUGCAGCCCCCUCCUGGUGCUGCCGGUCACAGGCGGGGGGGCACAGCAUCACUGCAGGUGAUGAGAUCAUGAGAGGCACAGCCUGAGUGGGGGGCACCUGUGUGUAACACUCCUGUUCUGAAUUGCAGCUUCUUGGUGUUACGGGAACUCGUGUGAGUUGUACAGAGAUUUAUAAAGUAUGUGCACAGAUGUUUUUAUCUUUUAUAGUAUUCACCUGUAUGGGAUUCAUGCGAUGCGUGCAAACUGUACUUGGUUCAAAUUUUAAAUAUAAUUAUUUUGCAAGA
This is a messenger RNA of Coturnix japonica (Japanese quail), 3670 nucleotides long. RefSeq names its product sphingosine-1-phosphate phosphatase 2 (gene SGPP2). Gene Ontology annotation, cellular component: endoplasmic reticulum membrane. Gene Ontology annotation, biological process: sphingosine metabolic process. The record is from RefSeq and is a predicted model, not a curated record. Lineage: Eukaryota; Metazoa; Chordata; Aves; Galliformes; Phasianidae. Gene Ontology annotation, molecular function: sphingosine-1-phosphate phosphatase activity.